AUGGGAACGCCGCCGAAUGAAGGCACCGAAGCUAUUUCCAACCCUCUCCAGCUAGAUUCACAGUCCCAGCCUGAAGCUCAGGCUGAUUCAAACACCACAAUUUCAAAGGGUUUGCCUGAUAGGGCCAAGUCAGACUUUGAGCAAGCGGAAACUCCCACCGCAAACGGGAGUUCCCAGCCACAGCUGAACGGCCAUUCAUCCAUAUCAAACGGUGUGGAGUCAAAGCAAGACUCCUCAGCAGCACACGUGCCCUCAGAGGCUGAUCUACUAUCCCCUGUCGAUCAGCCGUCCAACCAUAAAACCGCUGGCGUGGAAUCGGAGACUGCGGCCUUACAUCUAGGCGACGGUACCAGAAGCCAGGAUGUGAAUGGACAGCCGGAGAACCGUCCAGCGGUAGAGCCCACUGACCCUGAUGCCAACAUGGAUGCGUCAAAGGAAGAUGUUAAGAAGGAAGAUACAGCGAACGCGGAUACAGCGAUGGGUCAAGAUGAUGAGAACGACCCUCUAUUCUCAUCAACUGAAGCUCCUGAGCCAGCUCCAUCUUCAGAGCAAGCCCCAGUGUCCGAACCAGCUCCAGCCACGGAGCCAACCUCAGCUCCUCCAGAAGGGCAGGAGAAGGGACAACAGGACAUGGAUCAUGACAUGGGUGUCGCCCCUGCUCCCGUAGUAUCACAGGCUGAACCUUUGAAGACAGAGGACCAUACAGCGCCUACAGCAGGACCUGAAAGCCGAGAAAAGGAUAAGGAAGACCACGUUAUGGAAGAUGUGCCUGAAGUAGCUCCGUCAUCUACUGGAGAGGUAGCCACUACAAAGGUCUCUCGGGAACGCGAAGAUGAUGACGACGAACGGGCAGCAAAACGUACAAAGACCGAAGACAUUAGCUCUGAUCACCCAGUGGCUGGAACUUCUGCCCUUCCUCCUUCAUCUUCUGGAGAGCCUGCUCCUCCUGCGACUCCAGUGACUCCCGCCCCUGGUACUACAAAUGGCGUUCCAGACCUACAUCGGGACCUGACCAAGGUUCAGGUAAAAUUUCUCAUCCGCACAAUCCAGUCCUUAAGGCGCAUUAGUGAUGGUCAGAUGUUCAAGGCUCCUGUCGAUAUAGUCAAGCUAAACAUACCCACGUACUAUGACUUUGUCAAGCAUCCCAUGGACCUGCAGACUAUGGAAGGCAAGCUAAAAUCAGAACAAUACCGAACGCUCCAGGACGUCAUAAACGAUUUCGAGCUCAUGGUUAACAAUUCAAAAACAUUCAAUGGGCCUGCGCAUGUUGUCUCACUGGCAGGUGAUCGUCUGUACGAGCACUUUCAAAAACACCUCAAGAAGCUGCCUAACCACGAUGCACCUGAAAUCACUCCCGCCGAAAAGAAGAGCAAGAAGGCUGCAAGUGUGCCAACUAAAACACAACCACCUCGAAGAGAGACACGGCCACCUGUUCCAGCUCCCGCUCCCGCUCCUCCAGCUGCUGUUGUCCCCGCUGCUGCCCCCGCGGCUCCACGCGCCAGCAAUGCUGGAUCCCCGACUUUUGCACUUGGUCCAGAAGGUCUCCCCCUUAUCCGUCGUGACUCGACUACGACUGAUGGCAGACCGAAGCGAUCCAUCCACCCACCUAAGAAUCGAGACCUUCCUUUCUCCAUGAAGCCCAAGAAAAAGAAGUUCCAGCAAGAACUUAAAUUCUGUCAGGAGGUUCUUAAUGAACUACACAAGCACAAAUACUACGCUCACGCCUCGUUUUUCUAUUUCCCUGUCGACCCAGUUGCCCUUAACAUCCCUAGCUAUCACAAUGUAAUUAAGAAACCGAUGGACUUGCAGACAAUGCAAAAGAAGCUUUCGGAGGGCCAAUACGAAAACGCAAAGGAGUUCGAGGCAGAUAUGCGUCUGAUUUUCAAGAACUGCUAUAAAUUCAACAUCGUUGGUGACCCCGUGUACUCUGCUGGAAAGACUACCGAGGCGACCUUCGAUGCAAAAUGGUCUACAAAGGAUGCUUGGCUGCGCAAUCAUGAACCUGCCUCGGGCCAUCAGUCAGCCGGAACCUCCGAAGAAUCUUCUGAGGAGGAAGAAAAUGAGACCGACGAUGAGCAGGAAAAACUGACCAUGCUGCAGAAACAAAUUGCAGAAAUGUCAAAGCAGGUUGAGGCAAUCACCAAGAAGAAAAAGACCCCCCCUGCCUCGAAGAAGCUGGGCAAGUCUAAGAGUAAAAAAGAUGUGAAGAAAGGUGCCGCCAGAACGGCCGACAAGAAGGAUAAGAAGAGCGGCGGCUCAAAGGUUAAGGGAGAGAAGGGUGGCCGCUGGGUCACCUACGAGGAGAAAUCCUUGAUCUCAAAUGGAAUCAGCAGCUUGUCAGAGAAUAGAAUGCAGGAGGCAUUGGCUAUUAUUCAGAAACACGUACCCUCUCUUCGGGGAGUUGGCGAGGAUGACAUCGAACUUGACAUCGACGAACUUCCAAACCAUGUUCUUGUGAUCCUCCUCAAAUUCGUCAAGAAGCAUGCUGCGCCUUCUAUCCUGGAGGGCUACGAGGAGCCAAGUGAACCGGAGCCUCUCCCUUCCUUGCCCCAGCCGAAACCCAAGAAGAGCAAGCCAAUGAACAAGACAGAGCAAGAAAAGCAAAUUCGUUCUUUGCAAAGUAACCUGUCGAAGUUCAAAGGCGGCGCUGGCGCUGCAGUGGCGGCUACGGGAGGACCUUCUUACGAACAGGCUCCCAAAUCUGAAAGCAGCGGUGACGACGAAGACUCGGAAGAGAGCGAAGAAGAGUAG
Messenger RNA from Trichophyton benhamiae CBS 112371, 2751 nucleotides. Its product is annotated as transcription regulator BDF1, putative. Gene Ontology annotation, cellular component: chromatin; nucleus. Lineage: Eukaryota; Fungi; Ascomycota; Eurotiomycetes; Onygenales; Arthrodermataceae. The transcript is spliced from 4 exons. Gene Ontology annotation, biological process: chromatin remodeling; regulation of DNA-templated transcription. The record is from RefSeq and is a predicted model, not a curated record. Bases 1 to 2751 code for a protein of 916 amino acids.